AACGUUAAAAAGUCUAUUUCUCCACUUUUUAUAUCUACUCUCCUAUUCCCUUAAUUGCCCCCAACUGGCAGCCUCGUGGCUGUCCGUUAAUUGCCCCAACCGACAGCCCCCCCCUAGCAAUUGUCUGCUGAUCACACUCCACCUCACAGCCACGAGCUGUAGGAGCGGGGCUCUGUCACUCAGUGGUGCUGAUAACGUUCAUAUUCAACACCAUCAUCCAUGCAGUUCCUCGUUGCGGUGUCACCUCCCUUUAUCAUAUAGCCUCUCUAUACAUGAGGAUUGUGUUUCACUCCAUCUCGAUCACUCGCAAGAGACCCUUCAAACCUUCCACAUUCAUGCACAUCGUAAAUUACUUCAGGAAUGCUUUUCCUCUUCCAAAUGUGUGUACACAGUGUUGGGAUAUGAGAGCAGGUUUACAGUGUGCAGAGCGUAAAGAGUCACUCUGACCCCUAAUAGAUAAUAACCACAUCAGCACUCCUUAUCUGAUUGGCCAACGUGUCUGACAGCUUUCAGAUAAACAAUUGUGGUCAGCUGCGUGAGUCACAUGCAGGUACAGCGGCUCACCACUACACGUCGACUUUCGCGACCAAUAACAUCCAUAAUACAGGGGUUUUUUGGUUGAGAUCGCGUAAAUACAUUCAGUAAAUAUUUAUACAAUUUAAUCCAAAAAAACUCAUUAUAGCUCACCACUGAUAAACAACCGGCCCAACAGCUCACCAACCGUACCACGACCUGCCAGCAGCACAAUGGACAAUGAUGAAUACCGAAAUCGAGGUAAGGAGAUGGUGGACUACAUCGCCAUGUAUCUGCGUGAGCUACGUAAGCGGCCCGUGAACCCCUCCGUGCGGCCCGGCUACCUGCGUCCCCUGCUGCCCCCUGGCCCCUCGCAGCAAGGAGAGCCCUGGGAGAGAAUCUUUGAGGACGUGGAGCGGCUCAUCAUGCCUGGGGUCGUACACUGGCAGAGCCCGCACAUGCACGGGUACUACCCGGGGCUCAACUCGUACCCGUCACUCCUGGGUGACAUGCUGGCGACUGGGAUGAACGGCGCUGGGUUUACAUGGGCGUCUAACCCGGCUAGCACGGAGCUGGAGAUGGUGGUGACGGACUGGCUGGCGACCAUGCUGUCCCUGCCCGACACCUUCCGGCACGACCACCCAGGCGGAUGCGGUGGCGGAGUCAUGCAGACCACGGUGAGCGAAUCCAACUUGCUGGCGUUGCUGGCGGCACGGACGCGCGCUCUCGUCCGCCUGCGCGGGGACGCGCGCGUGGACGUGGGACAGGAUGCACUCCUCAACGCGCGUCUCGUAGCGUACACCUCCGACCAGGCUCACUCGUCGGUGCUGAAGGCGAGCCUCGUGUCGCUGGUGAGGCUGCGCUCGCUGCCCACGGACUUGGAGUUCUCGCUGCGCGGGGAGACGCUCCGACGCGCCGUGGAGGAGGACCAAGCACAGGGCCUCGUCCCGUUCUUCGUGUGUGCGACCCUUGGAUCGACGGGCGUGUGCGCCUUUGACAACUUGUCCGAGUUGGGCCCUGUCUGCCGCCAGGAGGGGCUGUGGCUGCACGUGGACGCGGCGUAUGCGGGCACUGCCUUCCUGUGCCCCGAGCUGCGCGACCCCCUGCACGGGAUCGAAAUCGCCGACUCGUUCGUGGUCAACCUGGGCAAGUGGAUGAUGGUCAACCUGGACUGCGCCGUCUUCUGGGUGGCGGACAAGCGGAGUCUGCAGAGCACAUUCGGCGUGGAGCCGCACUACUUACAGCACGAGCACUCUGGUUCGGUCACCGACUUCAUGCACUGGCAGAUCCCGCUGACUGUGCGGUUCCGCUCACUCAAGCUGUGGUUUGUGAUUCGCUCGUUCGGGCUGGACGGCCUGCAGGAGCACGUGCGCAGGGGCGUUGAGCUUGCCAGGUAUUUUGAAAGACUCGUCAUAGAUGACCCCCGGUUUGAGAUUCCAGUGAAGAGAAACCUGGGACUUGUCGUGUUUCGCCUCCAGGGCCCUAACGAGAUGACGGAGAAGCUACUCAAGAAGCUCAAUGCAUCGGGGCAGCUAUUCGUGGUGUCAGCCAUGGCUAGAGAAAAGUUCGUCAUCCGCUUCACCAUCACGUCCCAGUUCACCACGGAGGCAGACCUGCUACAGGAUUGGAGCCUCGUGUCACAGGCCGUCUCGAGCCUCCUGCAGGGUUCGGUGUAGAAGGGUGAUGAAAGCGCUGAGGGUAAAUAUUUUUAGAUUUGGGAACUGGAUUUGAGGGAAAAGGUGGGUCGGGAGUCUGUACCAAAUUAAUGGAGUCAGGAUCAGGGCCUCUGGAGACCUUGACACUGAAGGCAGAUGUCCAUGGUAUAUAAUUGUGCUGGACCCAGUGAUAGCUUUACGUAGUUUUGCUGUGGGAAAUUGUCUUAUGAAGGAAAAACAUGGGACACCAAGUAUAAAUGUAGAACCAGAUGGAGACGAAGAUUUUACUUAAGGCUGCUUGCCGUUUAUUUACUCAUGCACACUCUGAUCACUGUACACUCACUGCUACCUUACACUUUCUGCACUCGACACUUACAUCCGUUAUGGCGCACGUCAGGACUCUGUCCUUUACGCGGACAUCCCUUCAUUUAUCUACGCCCCGGUAUGGCUCCCCUUUGUCUACCCAUUCGUCUGCCCCAAGCAGGGGAUCAUCCAACACCGCCCGGCGACGAGGUGAGACCUCUACAUAUCAAGCCCUCUUUGGCUGGAAUGUCGUCCAUGCAGGCUCUUGUUCCUCUCUCUCCCAACUACGACGACCCAGAGCUCACGCACACUCCUGCUUACAUAUCCCUCGUCAUUCUGAGUCCGCACGUGCUCCCACUUAAGCUGCUGUCUGCACGGUAUCACGUGCCCCUACUUAAGCUGCAGUCUCCAUAGCGCCCCUUGCACUCGUUAAUCCUUAUCAUAUCUCCCAUCUCCACAGCGCCUACCCCGUGCUCCCACGCGCACACCUGUUCGCUACAAUUGCCUCUACUGACAAGAGAGUCUUACACAAGGUUGCAUCAUGCAUGCCCUUGCACGACCUUUCCACAAACUCACUUUCCUGCGCUUGCCCCUCGUGGUACUCCUCUACAAAAGUAAUCCAAUUUGUUUAAAUAUGGUUGGCUGCUAGUCGUGUCCUUUAGGAGACACCCAAAUUUUAGGUCUGUACCAAAGAAAGGCAACUCCAUUUAUAAAGUCAACACUUGCAUUUCUUGCAUUAAGUCCUAGUACUUCAAUGUUAUAUACUGCAUAUAUAUUUAAGAUAUAUUUAUCUGAUUCAUCACUUGUUGAAAUAAUAGAUCGGUCCACAAUAAAGAAAUCACAUUCAUUUUAUGAAGUUCGGAAUGAAUACAAAAGGUCUGUCGUGCAAAUUGGGAUUUCCAAUGUUUUCAUGCUGUCUGCAUUGUAGAAUGACUAUUUCCUUAUAUUAUGAUGACCUGUUAUGUACUGUAGUUUGAUGUUAACAGACAUUGUUAACGAUAAAAGCCAUUGAUGUCCUCUGAGUUGUCCAUAAAGGUACAAUCCGUCCUGGA
Molecule: messenger RNA, 3523 nt
Organism: Lethenteron reissneri (Far Eastern brook lamprey)
Lineage: Eukaryota; Metazoa; Chordata; Hyperoartia; Petromyzontiformes; Petromyzontidae
Product: histidine decarboxylase-like
Biological process (GO): histamine biosynthetic process; L-histidine catabolic process
Cellular component (GO): cytoplasm
Molecular function (GO): pyridoxal phosphate binding; histidine decarboxylase activity
Source: RefSeq, a predicted model, not a curated record